Molecule: messenger RNA, 1611 nt
Organism: Bipolaris oryzae ATCC 44560
Lineage: Eukaryota; Fungi; Ascomycota; Dothideomycetes; Pleosporales; Pleosporaceae
Exons: 2
Coding region: 1-1611 (536 amino acids)
Biological process (GO): intracellular iron ion homeostasis; positive regulation of transcription by RNA polymerase II; intracellular copper ion homeostasis
Cellular component (GO): nucleus
Molecular function (GO): RNA polymerase II cis-regulatory region sequence-specific DNA binding; copper ion binding; DNA-binding transcription factor activity, RNA polymerase II-specific
Source: RefSeq, a predicted model, not a curated record
AUGUGGGCCGAAGUCAACGGAGAACGUAAGAAGGUGGCCUGUGGCCCGUGCAUCCGCGGUCAUCGCUCAUCGAAAUGCGACCACAGAGACCGAGUACUAGUUGAGGUUCGGAAGCCUGGUCGACCUUUGAGUAGCUGCCCGCAUCCGACUGGUUCAUGUAGCUGCGAGCGUGUUGUUAUCAACUACACGAUCCCCAAAACUUCACAAUGCGCCUGUCCGUCCGAACGAGAGGCGCCCACAGCUACCGUUGUCGGAAACAGUCGAAUCUCAAAGGGUAGACGAAAAUCUACAGCCGUCACGCCCUUCUAUCUAGACAAGGCUAUCCGAGCCGGUCUAGACGCCGAAACCGACACCUCUUCGAAUACGCAAACCCCUUCCGAGACAAGCGGUAGCAACGCGCCAUCACUACCAUCAAGUGCAAGUUCAACUCCACGCCUACUACCUGCGCAAAGUGACUCCAUUUCGAGCUGUUGUAAGCCGAAGCUGGCUUUGGCACCAGUUCAGACAGGAGGAUGUUGUGGCAAUAAACCCAAUCCAGUUCCAGAGCCACCAGUACAGAAGAAGUCUUGUUGUUCUGGGCCAUCCAAGCAAACACCUACAAGUUGUCAGUCGAAUAGUUACCAACAUCCUGGGCAACCGUUUCAGUUCCCUCCACAACCUCCAGGAAUAUUGCCGCCGCAGUAUCAGAUGUUCUCUCCUCAGGCAAUGUCGCCGACUGCGGCGAACCCUUUUGGACUCGGUACCCCGAUCUAUAAUCAUGCGGCAGCGGCUUAUCAUCAGAACAGCCCGGUGCCGAUGAGUCCGGGGGUGAACACGCCCAUGUCACCGCACAUGAAUACUUCUUCAGUCGGCCAGCAUAAUCCUGAACACAAUUGCCACUGCGGCGAAUCAUGUAGCUGCUUCGGAUGCGCCGCCCAUCCGAAUAAUGCCACUAUGAUGGAGUAUGUUAGGGUCAUGGCUCACUUUCAGUACACUGGCGGUUUUGGGGGAAUGGUCCCCCCUCUUUAUGAUAUGCCAACAUACCCUCAUCAACCAGGUUAUGGAGCUGAAGCUGGUCACAGAAUGAGUUACGACGCAAUGUCGCAAGGCAUGACAACGCCUACCCCAACACAAAUGAGCUUCCAGGCCGGUCUCAGCUUGCCGGCAAAACACAGCCAAUCCAUGCCGAUGCCCGGAAACUGGCAACAGCCACUUAACACAGUACCCAACAUGUCACAGGCCCCUUUUAUGAGGAACACGAACUAUGCUGCUCCUACUGCCAUCGCAGAAAACCACCCCCCUUUGAAGACAGAAGAAGGGGCAGGCUCACCGGCUGCUGAUAGCCCUAGCGAUAGCAAAGAUGAAGAUACCCCCACACUUUCGCCAUCAUCAUACUUCUGGAAUGAGAUGACCCUGCCAGGCUGCUCAGACGCCUCUGGCACUUGCCAAUGCGGUGACGGGUGCGCAUGUGUAGGCUGUCUAACACAUGGCGGCCAUACUGGAGAGCAGCUUGAGAAUAUCUCGACCGCGGAACAAAACACUUUUCCCAACUUUACCCCUGAUCUUGGCCUCAAUAUGAACGAUCCAACGGAUUUCAUGAACUUCCCAGUAGGCUCUAGUUCAGGCAUGUAA